UUGAUCAUCUGCAACGUGUUAGAAAUCAAACUGUAGUUAGAUACCAGUAAACACAGACACGGUGGUGCAAAGGACACAUUGGUACGGACAUAAGGCACGGUGGUGCAUAAAUCACGCUGGUUCGUGGGGAUAUUGGGACUUCAUUCACUUAUUGGAGUACUGCUGUAUUUUUCUUACAUUCCUAAAAGAUUUAUUAGAAUCAUCAUGGAUCACAGUAUGAUGAAUCAUUCCAUGCCAGGGCAUAAUAUGAUGAAUAUGAGCACACCAGACCCACACGCUGGACACGGACACCAUAUGGGAAGUACGACCACAAUGGACCCACAUGCGGGACACAAUAUGGGUUCUACGAUGGACCCACAUGCCGGACAUGGUGGCCAUGGCGGAAUGAAGGGUGACACCUUAGACCACAGUUCCCACGCAGGCUCAUCCCAUGGAAUGUAUUUCCACUUUAGUCCUGAAGCAACAAUUUUGUUUUAUGGCUGGAAGACCACAACUACUGGUGGUAUGGUUGGCUCAUGUAUUGGAAUAUUCUUCAUGGCAAUGAUGUACGAAGGCCUGAAGGUUUUCCGUGAAUAUCUCCUACGAAAAGGGACCAACAACCCACGCAGCAAGAAAGCUUACGCAUUGAACAGCUCCACUGACCCUGUAGUUGACCAUGAAUAUGUUACAUUACAACAGCCAAAGCUGUUCAGUUUAGUCCACAUAGUGCAGACAUUACUUCACAUCAUACAAAUCACUGUCAGCUAUUUCCUCAUGUUGAUAUUCAUGACGUAUAACGUGUGGUUGUGUAUUGCCGUGGCCCUCGGGGCAGGUGCUGGAUAUUUUGUGUUUGGCUGGAAACGUGCAGUCGUAGUGGAC
Molecule: messenger RNA, 858 nt
Organism: Owenia fusiformis
Lineage: Eukaryota; Metazoa; Annelida; Polychaeta; Sabellida; Oweniidae
Source: the annotation of a GenBank genome assembly